Molecule: messenger RNA, 942 nt
Organism: Musca domestica (house fly)
Lineage: Eukaryota; Metazoa; Arthropoda; Insecta; Diptera; Muscidae
Product: pyroglutamyl-peptidase 1
Exons: 3
Coding region: 90-824 (244 amino acids)
Biological process (GO): proteolysis
Cellular component (GO): cytosol
Molecular function (GO): pyroglutamyl-peptidase activity
Source: RefSeq, a predicted model, not a curated record
AACAAAAAAAGUAGAAGUUGUUACGAUUGAUAAAAGAUAUGCGAGAAUUUAUUAGAGAAUAAAGAUUAUAAAGAUUUCCAGUAGAGAUAAUGCAAGCACAGCCAAAGGAAACACUUGCCAACAUGCCGGGCGAACAAAAGGAAAAACUAAUUGUUGUCACCGGGUUUGGACCAUUUGUGGGACAUGAAGAUGUGAAUGCCAGCUGGGAAGCGGUAAGCCUACUGCCAGAUGAAGUAGUUCAUGGCAAUACGGUUUAUCGCUUGCAAAAAGUCAAAGUACCUGUUGAAUAUGAAGCCGUAGAUAAGGCAGUCGAAGAAAUUUGGUCUUGGCGACCCACCUUGGUAAUACACUGUGGAGUCAAUGGUCAUUCCUCGUGUGUACAUGUUGAAAAAUUGGCCUACAACAACAAUUUCUGUAAACAAGAUUAUGCCGGCAAAUAUUUGCCCGAAGGUCGAGCAUGUCUACAAAAUUGUCCAGCUAAAAAAUCGGCAAUUUUUUGUAAAUUAAAUGUACAAAAAAUUGUACAAGUUAUAACCGAUGAUUGUGGGUGUACUCCUACAGAUACCGAUACCACGGAUAAUGUGGGGAUGUUAAAUAGUAUGGAUUCACUCAAAUUGGCUAAAGUUUCCAAAGAAGUUGGCAAUUAUCUGUGUGGUUAUAUCUAUUUAAAAUCUUUGGAUUAUGAUUGUUCUCGUUCGUUGUUUGUUCAUGUACCACCGCUAGAUAAACCAUUUCCAGUUGAAAAGCUGAGUGAGGUUGUACUAAAGAUAACACAGGAGUGUUUGCGUCAAGUCAUUGAUGGUGUGGAUAAGAAAGAUAAAUGAUUUUAUUAUCAUAAUCUAAAGUAUUUCUCAACAACUACAAAUGUGUUUUUGUUUUAAAUUUGUAUUUGUUUGUAAUAUCUUUUCUAUUAAUGUAUGAAUAAAAUUCGUAUAUAUGUGA